Strongylus vulgaris is the source of this 516-nucleotide messenger RNA. Lineage: Eukaryota; Metazoa; Nematoda; Chromadorea; Rhabditida; Strongylidae. The record is from the annotation of a GenBank genome assembly.
AUGAGGUCACGGGUUCGAUUCUCUCUGGGAUAUAAUUCUUGCCUGCGAUUCCAGCGUCAAGCUUACCAUCAGGAAGCACUCCGAUUAGCUACAAUCAAUGUCGGAACUCUCACUGGACGACAUCGAGAAUUGGCGGAUGUCCUCAGGAGACGACGAGUGGAUAUAGCCUGUAUACAGGAAACAAACUGGAAGGGUGGAAAAUCGCGUGAUAUCGGUGAUGGCUAUAAGCUUCUCUACAAUGGCACAAGCAGCAGUCGCAAUGGAAUAGUUGACCGAUUAAGUAAUCGACUUAUGAGCAUAAAGAUUGACACUGGUAGAAAAGUCUUUCGAAUUGUCACCGCCUACGCUCCGCAGAGCGGAUGCAAGGAGGAAGAAAAAAAUAUGUUCUGGUGGGAGCUUGACGACUACAUCACAUCCAUACCACAGGUUGAGGUACUCCUGCUCGGAGCAGAUGGGGGAGAAAAAAAAUGGUGCGGGAAAGUGUUACGGGAACAACGGAUACCGCACAUGCAAUGA